UAGCUUUUUGUCUAUAAACACACAGACCAGCCUCGUACUUUGCAGCCACACGUCGUCAUGAGAGAGUUUAAGAGCAAGGCUUUCUGGAGGGCCGUCCUGGCCGAACUGGUGGGCAUGACACUCUUCAUCUUCCUCAGCAUCGCGGCGGCCAUCGGCAAACCAACCGACCCGGGUCAGGAGGUCAAGGUGUCGCUGGCCUUCGGGCUGGCCAUUGCCACGCUGGCGCAGAGCCUGGGCCACAUCAGCGGCGCUCACCUCAACCCGGCCGUCACGCUGGGCAUGCUCGCCAGCUGCCAGAUCAGCGUGUUCCGGGCCAUCAUGUACAUCGUGGCGCAGAUGAUGGGCUCGGCACUCGCCAGUGUCAUUCUGUACGGUGCACGGCCCGCCGACACAAAUGCCCUCGGCCUCAAUGCGCUUAGCAAGGACCUCACCCCCAGUCAGGGUGUGGGCAUCGAGCUCCUGGCAACUUUCCAGCUGGUGCUGUGUGUCAUCGCCGUGACUGAUAAAAGACGACGCGACGUCACCGGCUCAGCGCCGUUGGCCAUUGGUCUCUCCGUAUGCCUGGGACACUUGGCGGCAAUCAGCUUCACGGGCUGCGGCAUCAACCCAGCACGUACCUUUGGUCCAGCUUUGGUUAUGAAUGACUUCGCUAACCACUGGGUGUACUGGGUGGGCCCCAUGUGCGGCGGCGUGGCGGCUGCGCUUGUUUACGACUUCCUCCUAUCGCCCAAGUUUGAUGACUUCCCCGAACGCAUGAGGGUGCUGGUCAGCGGCCCCAUGAACGACUACGACAUCAGUGGCGGCAACGAUGCCUCCACUGUAGAAAUGUCCAGCAAAUAGUUGGCCGAGCACACUGCUUGUCUUGCGUGUCAAUAAGCUCUUGUAAAAAGAAAAGGAAGAAAGCUGUUUGUUUUAGCUUAAUUCUAUCUGGAAGCUGCGAGGGUCUUUUGUAGCUCACGAACACGUAAACACACAUUCCGCAGUUUCAAGGUUGCAGCAAAUGUAUCAGCCUGUGUUGAAAUGUUCAUAAUCAGUACAGUAUUCUAUGCGCUGUGUCAUUAUUUUUGUAUAAAUGUGCUUAUAUCACUUUUGUCUCUAUUGUAUUACACUUUUUUUUAAGAAAAAAUAAAACACUUGAUUCACUUGAA
Molecule: messenger RNA, 1148 nt
Organism: Corythoichthys intestinalis (scribbled pipefish)
Lineage: Eukaryota; Metazoa; Chordata; Actinopteri; Syngnathiformes; Syngnathidae
Product: aquaporin-1-like
Exons: 4
Coding region: 58-840 (260 amino acids)
Biological process (GO): hyperosmotic response; renal water transport; carbon dioxide transmembrane transport
Cellular component (GO): membrane
Molecular function (GO): ammonium channel activity; water channel activity; carbon dioxide transmembrane transporter activity
Source: RefSeq, a predicted model, not a curated record